AUGUUCAGCUUCAUAGCAGACUUCCUCACCUCCGUCACGUCCAUUCUCUUCCCCGUCUUCGCCUCCUACAAAGCCCUCCGCACUUCCGACCCCGCCGUGCUCACGCCAUGGCUGAUCUACUGGACCAUCCUCUCCCUCUUCCUCCUCGUUGAAUCCCAACUCUACUUCAUCCUCUCCUACAUUCCCUUCUACGCCUGGAUUCGCUUCGGCGCCCAUCUGUAUCUCGUCCUCCCCGGCAAGCAAGGCAGCGUCUACCUCUACAAACAGUACCUUGAGCCCUUUCUCGAAGAGCACGAGAGACAAAUCGACCGGAUGAUCAGCGAGGGUCACGAAAAAGCCAAAGCAGCAGGCCUGGAUGCUGUCAAGAAAGUGAUCGAGUACGUGCGCGUGCAGGUGCUGGGUCUGCAGCCCAAGCAGGCCAGUCCCGCCCCAAGCAGGAAUGUCAGCUACAGCACAUAUCUCAUGGACCGCUUCGCCAUGCCCUCAGCCAGGCAGGGUCUGGCUGCCGCCGGGACAAGCGACAUCUUUGGUCUGAUUGGCAAGGCUCUACAGCAGACCACCUACCCAGACUCCACCACUCGUGAAGCAAAGGUAGAGGACCUGACGCAGUCUGGCAACCUCAUUCCUCCCAACCUGGCUGGUGCAGAGAGGGCCGAUUUUAUCUCUACGCAGCGAGAGCGCCUGCGCACGUUGCUGCAAGCGUUUGACUACGAAGCAUACCGUACCGCCGACCACGCUGCCACUUCUUCCAUUCGCCCACCGCGCUCUUCCAUGCCGCGACAGCCUUCUGGACGCAAAUCCUACCCGUACCCUGACGACAAUGCUCCCAUGCACAAGAGUCGCAGCGAGAGUGAGUUUGAGGACCUGGCCUAUGAAGCCAUGCCCGAUCCAGACGACUACGUGGUUAAGUCUCCUACUGGACCGUCGAGUCCCAGCGAAAAGGGGAAGCAAAAGGCGGCCGCUGGUGGCGGAGGCUGGGGUACAUGGAUAUGGGGCAAUGGCGAGAAGAACUCUGUUGUCGAGCCUAAGAAAAAGCAUUGA
Molecule: messenger RNA, 1041 nt
Organism: Neohortaea acidophila
Lineage: Eukaryota; Fungi; Ascomycota; Dothideomycetes; Mycosphaerellales; Teratosphaeriaceae
Product: TB2/DP1, HVA22 family-domain-containing protein
Exons: 3
Coding region: 1-1041 (346 amino acids)
Source: RefSeq, a predicted model, not a curated record